UGGUCCUCUUCUAUAGUAUAUUAGGCUUAAAAACUGUGCGUGGGAUAUACCUUUUUGUGUUUGUUCUUUACUCCACUGAGGGUUAUUACCACUCUAAUAUAAGUAAAUUAAAGACAAACACCACGAAGUAUAAUCACAAUGGGAGGAAAAGCGAAGCCCACAAAGCAUACUGCAGCUGAAACCCGUCGUAAGGAACAGUUGGCUAACCAAAAUAUGGGUGGCGGGGCAUCUGGAUUGAAAGAUCGGAAGGGUGGCCAAGCGGGCCAUUCUAAGUUUAUUUGCAAGAUAUGCAUGUUGCAGGCUCCUGAUCUCAAGUCUAUGAGUUUACACUACGAAUCUAAGCAUACAAAUGUAGAGUUUUGUGAAGAUGAUUUUCAAGAUCUCCACGAGAAGUUUGGCGGAACCACAAAGGGAGUAGCGGUCCAUGGUAGCUUGAAAAAGGCUCGAAACACUAAAAAUGGUUCUUAAUUGAACUGAGAGAAGAUUCAACAAAGGCAACAAGUUCAAUACUAAAAAUCCUUACCGUGAUAUGAAUUUUGUACCAUAUUAUAUGCGCUUUAGAAGUAACUUCUUUUUCUCUUUUUCAUUCUGGUGUGGGAGAUUUUUUAUAUUGAUCACCUCAUCACAUCUUAAAAUGCUCGAAUAAUAAUCUUAUAUAAAUGGUAAUAAUAUGGGACUACAAUUUUUUGUGCAUAAGUCUUAGUGUAA
Phytomonas sp. Hart1 is the source of this 708-nucleotide messenger RNA. Lineage: Eukaryota; Euglenozoa; Kinetoplastea; Trypanosomatida; Trypanosomatidae. The record is from the annotation of a GenBank genome assembly.